Brassica napus (rape) is the source of this 729-nucleotide messenger RNA. Its product is annotated as alkane hydroxylase MAH1-like. The record is from RefSeq and is a predicted model, not a curated record. The coding region runs from base 1 to 729 and encodes 242 amino acids. The transcript has a single exon. Lineage: Eukaryota; Viridiplantae; Streptophyta; Magnoliopsida; Brassicales; Brassicaceae. Gene Ontology annotation, molecular function: oxidoreductase activity, acting on paired donors, with incorporation or reduction of molecular oxygen; iron ion binding; monooxygenase activity.
AUGGCUUCUAUCGGCUUAUUUGAAGCAUCCAUAUCUCUUUUUUGCUUUCUCAUCUUCUAUUACUUCUUCAUCAAGAAAAAUUGUGGUUACUUGCUUAUCAAGAAAACCCUUCAAAGCUACGCUUGGAACUGGCCUGUUCUUGGGAUGCUUCCAGCUUUGUUCGUGUGGCACAAUGGAAUCGAUGAUAUCAUCUGGUUCAUUGAGAAGAAGAAUUUGACAUUUCUAUUCAAGGGUCCAUGGUUCACUAGAAUGGAUGCGUUGAUCACGGUUGAUCCAGCUAAUAUACAUCAUAUAUUUAGCUCAAAUUUCUCCAAUUACAUCAAAGGAUCGGAUUUCAACGAGAUAUUUGAUGUUUUCGGAGACGCGAUAUUCAACACCGACUCAGAGCUAUGGAAGAAUCAAAGAAUGUCCAUUCAGGCCAUGCUCAGUCAUCAAGAUUUUCAAAACUUUUCAAUGAGUAUCACUACAAGUAAACUCAAGGACGUGCUUCUCCCUCUUUUCAAUCGCUAUUCAGAGGAAGGGACAAUCGUGGACUUGCAGGAUGUGUUCCGGAGAUUCACCUUCGAUACAGCCCUGGUUACAAUUACCGGGUCUGAUCCUCAAUCUCUCUCCUUUGAAAUGCCAGACGUUGAGUUUGCAAAAGCCUUCGACAAUGCCGGGGAUGCCUGUUACGGUUUAGCCUUCCAAUUUGUAAAGCAAGAAGGAUAUGGAAAAAGAGAUUUGUAUUGA